AUGGAGGAUUAUAACAGUCAUAAAUUGAGAGCUGAGUACUUAAAAGUCGUAUAUGGAAGAGCAACUUUGGAUCUGAAUGGAAAAGGACUAUCCAGGGUACCUGAUGCAGUCACUGAACUGAGUGAAGUGAAGGAACUUACGCUUAAAGACAAUAAUCUGACUGAGUUGCCAAGAAGUAUUAACAAGCUGAACAGGCUUGAAGAGCUGUACUUGGAUGGAAACAAUCUUACUGAAUUACCUGCUGAGAUUGGUGACCUAAAGGAGCUGAAGAGCCUGAGUGUGAAUGACAACCAGUUGGUUGGUUUACCUACCAGUAUUCAAAAGCUAACUAGUCUUCCAAGGCUGCUCAUGGAUGGAAACAAUCUUACUGAAUUACCUGCUGAGAUUGGUGACCUAAAGGAGCUGAGUUGGCUGAGUAUGAAUAACAACCAGUUGGUUGGUUUACCUACCAGUAUUCAAAAGCUGAACAGGCUUGAAAGGCUGCUCUUGGAUGGAAACAAUCUUACUGAAUUACCUGCUGAGAUUGGUGACCUAAAGAAGCUGUGGUGGCUGAGUGUGAGUAACAACCAGUUGGUUGGGUUACCUACCAGUAUUCAAAAGCUGAACAGGCUUCAAUGGCUGUACUUGGAUGGAAACAAUCUUACUGAAUUACCUGCUGAGAUUGAUGACCUAAAGGAGCUGAGGCAGCUGAGUGUGAAUAACAACCAGUUGGUUGGUUUACCUACCAGUAUUCAAAAGCUGAACAGGCUUGAAAGGCUGCUCUUGGAUGGAAACAAUCUUACUGAAUUACCUGCUGAGAUUGGUGACCUAAAGGAGCUGAGUUGGCUGAGUGUGAGGAACAACCAGUUGGUUGGUUUACCCACCAGUAUUCAUAAGCUGAACGGGCUUGAAAAGCUGAACUUGGAUGGAAACAAUCUUACUGAAUUACCUGCUGAGAUUGAUGACCUAAGGGAGCUGAGUUGGCUGAGUGUGAAUAACAACCAGUUGGUUGGUUUACCUACCAGUAUUCAAAAGCUGAACAGGCUUCAAAGGCUGCUCUUGGAUGGAAUCAAUCUUACUGAAUUACCUGCUGAGAUUGGUGACCUAAAGAAGCUGUGGUGGCUGAGUGUGAGUAACAACCAGUUGGUUGGGUUACCUACCAGUAUUCAAAAGCUGAACAGGCUUCAAUGCCUGGUCUUGGAUGGAAACAAUCUUACUGAAUUACCUGCUGAGAUUGGUGACCUAAAGGAGCUGAGUUGGCUGAGUAUGAAUAACAACCAGUUGGUUGGUUUACCUACCAGUAUUCAAAAGCUGAACAGGCUUCAAAGGCUGCUCUUGGAUGGAAACAAUCUUACUGAAUUACCUGCUGAGAUUGGUGACCUAAAGAAGCUGUGGUGGCUGAGUGUGAGUAACAACCAGUUGGUUGGGUUACCUACCAGUAUUCAAAAGCUGAACAGGCUUCAAUGGCUGUACUUGGAUGGAAACAAUCUUACUGAAUUACCUGCUGAGAUUGAUGACCUAAAGGAGCUGAGGCAGCUGAGUGUGAAUAACAACCAGUUGGUUGGUUUACCUACCAGUAUUCAAAAGCUGAACAGGCUUGAAAGGCUGCUCUUGGAUGGAAACAAUCUUACUGAAUUACCUGCUGAGAUUGGUGACCUAAAGGAGCUGAGUUGGCUGAGUGUGAGGAACAACCAGUUGGUUGGUUUACCCACCAGUAUUCAUAAGCUGAACAGGCUUCAAUGGCUGUACUUGGAUGGAAACAAUCUUACUGAAUUACCUGCUGAGAUUGAUGACCUAAAGGAGCUGAGGCAGCUGAGUGUGAAUAACAACCAGUUGGUUGGUUUACCUACCAGUAUUCAAAAGCUGAACAGUCUUGAAAGGCUGCUCUUGGAUGGAAACAAUCUUACUGAAUUACCUGCUGAGAUUGGUGACCUAAAGGAGCUGAGUUGGCUGAGUGUGAGGAACAACCAGUUGGUUGGUUUACCCACCAGUAUUCAUAAGCUGAACAGGCUUCAAUGGCUGUACUUGGAUGGAAACAAUCUUACUGAAUUACCUGCUGAGAUUGAUGACCUAAAGGAGCUGAGGCAGCUGAGUGUGAAUAACAACCAGUUGGUUGGUUUACCUACCAGUAUUCAAAAGCUGAACAGUCUUGAAAGGCUGCUCUUGGAUGGAAACAAUCUUACUGAAUUACCUGCUGAGAUUGGUGACCUAAAGGAGCUGAGUUGGCUGAGUGUGAGGAACAACCAGUUGGUUGGUUUACCCACCAGUAUUCAUAAGCUGAACAGGCUUGAAAAGCUGAACUUGGAUGGAAACAAUCUUACUGAAUUACCUGCUGAGAUUGAUGACCUAAGGGAGCUGAGUUGGCUGAGUGUGAAUAACAACCAGUUGGUUGGUUUACCUACCAGUAUUCAAAAGCUGAACAGGCUUCAAAGGCUACUCUUGGAUGGAAUCAAUCUUACUGAAUUACCUGCUGAGAUUGGUGACCUAAAGGAGCUGAGGCGGCUGAGUGUGAAUAACAACCAGUUGGUUGGUUUACCUACCAGCAUUCAAAAGCUGAACAGUCUUCAAAGGCUGCUCUUGGAUGGAAACAAUCUUAAUGAAUUACCUGCUGAGAUUGGUGACCUAAACGAGCUGAGUUGGCUGAGUGUGAGGAACAACCAGUUGGUUGAUUUACCUACCAGUAUUCAUAAGCUGAACAGGCUUGAAAAGCUGAACUUGGAUGGAAACAAUCUUACUGAAUUACCUGCUGAGAUUGGUGACCUAAAGGAGCUGAAGAGCCUGAGUGUGAGUGGUAAUCCUUUAACUGUUGAUGCUUUACAUCUUGCUCUAAAGUUGGAUAAAAGAGGACUGUCCACUGAUGUUGCAGGUGAGGACAAAUAAAGGCUAAGUUAAAUUGAACCCUUAUUACAUUAAUAACAAAUAAACUUCUAAAAAUUUCCCUGAAAAAGAUAAGUCCAGAUUGUGACAUCUAAAUAGCGACACUGGACAUCCAAGGAACCACAGGAGACUCAAAGAUUAGUGUGCUGCUCGACUGACUAGGGCUUGCAGCAAUUUUAGCGAUCAGAGACACGCGCCGUCCAAUCAGUUUGAUGUAAAUUUUAAAAAAAAUGUAUGGGGUUUUAGCACAAACAAGUAUUUUCCAUAAACUAAAAGGCCGCAGACUCAUUUUUCUUUUUGAAAACUGUAUUUGACCACACGAAUUAAUAUUUUAUUUUAUCUUUUUAAUCUUGAAAAAUAUUGAUAUUUGAUUGGACUGACUCCUGUGAUCUAAGACCAAAAACAAGGAAUAUCAGUAAAUUCACCUCCUAGUGAAUUAGCCCCCUACAAGUUCGCCCUCUACUUUCUGAGUUCACCACGCAUUGGUAUACUCGAAAUUCGAGUUAAAUCACGCACUUACAACAGACAUUUAUUUAAAUCAUACCUGUGAACUGGAUUAGGUUAUUGAAGGAAAUCUCUGUAAUCGAAACUUUACUGUAUGGUAGGUCGGCGGCAAUUGGUGUCUCGAAAUCUAAGACCUAAAUGACCUUGAAAAAACUGCAUGAAAACAGUAUCUUCUUACAAGUUGCUUAAUCAAAGAGUGAAGUUAAAUAAAGUUAAACUCACUGACUUCCAAAAACAGUCCCAAUCAUGACAUGAAUGAAAAUUCAAUGAAACAUUUACAACAGCAAGUUGCCAAGUUGAGAGUGAUUUGUUGAAAGCUAACGAGUGUAUAGCUUUGCAAAGUCGCUAAAUUUUACAGACUUAAAACACUUUGUCUCACUCAUGGAUAGUUUCAUUUAAUUGCCUUAAAUGUUAAACUUCGAUCUUGAAUAAAGCAUGUUUUCCAGGUCUGGUAGUGACUGUGAGUUUUAGGAAACGGCCCUCUGAGAGAGUUCACCUUUCACCGUAACCAAGAAACAACUUAAUUCCUGCUGACAAAAAAAAACUUACGCCUGCAGUCAAUUGAAAGCUAGUAACUUUUAUACGUACACUAUUCUAUAAUUUUGUUUAUUUCUUCAUUUUAUUGCAAAUACGUUCCUUUGUUGUAAUGAAUUUUUAAGAGUCUAUGUAAUUAAAGUAUGUUUUAUUUUUAAUAUUUAAUUUAUAAGUUAUAUAUUUUUAUCACCUAUUUGGUUAUAUGUUAUCUACAUAGAAACAUUGAUGUACACUAAAAUAUUGACUUUCAGAUAGGUUGCAGGUACCCACAUUAGCUAGAAAGUGUGACAUUUCACAUUGGGGCAGUGAUGCAGAUCGUUGGACAGUGCGACGGAUAGACGUACGGUCACGUGACUUCCAAAAUUUCUCUGCUAUAAUUCUCUGCAUGUAGCAGCUCUCCUAAUCCUAAAUGCCAAUUGGUUCGGUACCCUAACUGUGAAAAAAUGGGAAAUAAUGAUAAACAGUGAUGUGUUAUUGAUUUCUGCGAUCAAUGAGGAAACACCUUACGAGCAGCUCCUACAUUUACUGUUUAGUUCUAAUAUUGAAAAUCAGACAAUUAAGAAGAAAAAAAGCAAGCACUAAAAAUCUUGAGACAAAAGUAUUUGUUCUCAUUGAAAACUAAAACAUUGAAACCAAAAGAUAACUGGCAGUUUAUAAUAGUUAAGUUUUUUUAAAAACCUCAAAUCAAAAUUUAACUGCACAAAGUUAGCUACUUUAUGUUGCUUAUACUAAAGGCGAUGAAUUACAUAUAAAUAAAAGAAGAAAGAGCGAAGCAGCAUUUGUCAAUGCCCAUCCACGAAAAUCACAUGUUUACUGUAAAUGAAAUCAUGCAACUUGAUAAAACAAAACUUAAACUACAUUAAUUUGGAAGAAGGAGAAAUCUUACACCAGAAAGCUCAGAAAAAAUUCCGAUCUCCAGCCAAGAAUCGAACUCACGACCCUCCGAAGGUAACGAUAACAGUUAAAAAGUAACUUUCAAUUCACUUACCUUCUAUGGUAAGAUUUCUUUAAUCAUGUUCUUGAUCGUUAGCAUUAAUCUGAGACGCAGCUGCUAAUAGUCGGUAAACACUGAAUCAUAUUAAGGACAUUACUUUGGGUAAAAAGACCAUCAAGACUAAACUAGUACAUUACAGUGCGGACAAUCAAACCGAAAACUUGGAAGAAAAUUGUCCAAUCACGACGUUUUCUCCAAAUAAAAGAUUCUCAAGUGUUUUUGCAGACAGACUAAUAAAAUUCAAGUAUUCAACUAUGCAACCGUUGAAAUUUUUAAAACCGUUUGAACUUACCUGACCUAUCAGGAAACAGCCCUCAAAUUGAUGGAUGUUGUUGCACGGCCCGUAUGCAAAAAAAAUCGAGCAUCUUGUUUUCAGAAAACGUUGUGAUUGUACAAUCUUCUUCCAAGUGUCCCGGUUUGAGUGUCCGCUCUGUAAGUUUGAACAAAGCAUGCAGAGUUGCAGUUGUGUUUGCCCAUGAAGGGAUUAUUGAGUUGUAAAAAUGUCUCUCCAUGAUCUGCACGUUACCGGUUGGUUCUAAUAAACAAAGACUGACGUGACAAGUAAAACGACACAUUUACGAGGGUCAUGUCUGACACAUGAUUUUAAAAUUUUGUAUUCUUUGUAGCUCCCGAGGAAAUAGAAGCACGAGGAGAAAGAGCGCAGCUUGUUUAUCAACGUGCUCUUAGAGAUGGAGCUGUUAGUGUUCAGCGUUCUCGGAUAUUGCUUAUUGGUCAGGAUAGGGCAGGAAAAACAAGCUUGAAAAAAUCUCUCAUUGGUCUGCCAUUUAAUCGUCACGAAAAUAGUACUGAAGGAAUUGAAGUGGAUCCGUCAAUCUUUCAAGUGCAUGCCGACGAAGUUAAGAACUGGCAACCCAUUGAUAAGAGUGAACGAGGGUUGUUGGGUUGUUCUAAAGAUGUGGCACAGAUGCUGGUGGGAAAGCUUUGUUUUGAGGAGGAGAAAGAAGAUCCAGAAAUACACGACAGUGACCAGCUUAAAAAUAAAAAUUACAGGAGUGGGACGAACGCGGAUGAUGCUGAUGGUGAAAAGAGAGACGAUUCAUUUGUGAACCAGGUUUGUUUCCAGUUAAAUCUUGGCUUUCUUAUAGCAGAAAUAGGUGGCCCGCCUACCCUCACGAAACUUGGUUUAAAAUAGCACAUGUAUUCGUUUAUUCAGUUGAGACUCCCUUUGAAGCGCUUUUCAGUCACAAUGGGCUAACUAUUUACAGCUAACUUAAGAUACAAGAAAAAGUAAUUAAAAUAGUCAACUAAUUAUAAGUAGUAAAAUGAUGAAAGUCAUUUUAAGAAGAUUUUCGUUAAUCUCUUCUUAAAAAUUCGGGAAUCUGCUACUUCUUUCGUGUCGGGCGGGGUUCGAAACUGGAUGGGUAACAUUAUAUUGUCUGCCGGAUGAAAAAAGACGAUAGAAAUCAAACAAUUACCGCGGUUCGCUUUCUUUGAUCGAUCUGUGGAAAAAGUGCCAAGUUGAUAUUGGGUGGUCCUCGGUGUAUUACAUGAGUUCCGAAGGCACUUCCUACACGCAUACUUAACCGACAGAAGCAAAUUGGUCUGCUAAGUGAGACUCACUUAAAAAUAUUCAUUAAAUGUCUCGAUUUUUGCUCUUCUUCUGAAGCUGAUAGUCUAAAUGUCUUUCUUUGUAAAAAAAACUUCUGCCGUCGAAAUUCAUCGCUUGCAAUUACAAUUGGUGAUCGAUGUUAUUGCAGACCGCCACCAAGAGGUACUAGGUAUAUACUGUAAAUUACCUUUUAAGCGUCCGGGGCGUCUAUAUGAUUUUAGGAAUCCAAGCGCGGGGGCGUUUUAUAGAUAGGCUCCAUGCGUUUAAAAGAGAGAGGCGUUUAUUCUCAUAACUGUAACCAGCUCAACAAAUGUUAUAUGCUUUCGGCAAAAAUAUCAAGAGAGUUUAAAAAUAGCCGAAUAAGCCGCCAGAGAUCCUUAUCGCUCAAAUCCCAACAUCGAUGUCAGGGUUAUUGUGUUAUGUCUUCGUUAUUCUAUCCAUACUUUGAACUUGACAUUGAACAAGAUGAAAUACACAAAGCCUUGUUUAUUAUAAAAGCAAGAAUCUGAAUGGACUGAAUGAUUUUGAUCCCUUUUUCUUAAUCGUAGUAUUUUGUAGUAAUUCUCAUAGGGGGCGUCUAAAUCAAUUUUAUCAGCGUAGAGGGAGGGCGUUUAUUAUAUGAGGCGUUUACUUGCGGCAAACGUCGCACCAUUUAUGCGCCUAUUUCAAAAUUAAUAGAUUCGACGAAUUAAGUUCGACUAAGAUUCGACGUUUUCCCGGGCCUAACAUUCUGCCUCGCUGUGCGAUCCACGCGCGAUGCGAAUGAAGACAAUUUUUUGUAACUUUCGUUACGCGAGGAAUGAGUCAUGAUAUUAUAUAACGAUAAAAUGUUAUUGUCACUCAAUGUCAACGUUUCAAAUUAUAUUAUUUGCAACAUUCAUUUAAGGCCCCGUUAUUAUAAACACAAAUCGCAACAUAUUUGAAUCCGCAUAUUAAUUUUUAUCACAGUUUUUUUUUUACAUAAAGGAGUUUUCGUUCACAUGAAACCAAUGAAUCCGCUGACCGCGAAACCGCAUCUUUUUGAAACUGCUCUCCCCAAUGAUUGUUUGCAGUGCAUCAUGGGAAUAGCUUAAUUUAUGCCUUUGCCGAGGUUUCGACAGUUUUAAUAUUUUGUAUGCAAAUUUUUGUCCUCACAAAGCAACAAACAGGUUUGUUCUGAAUAGAUGUUUGUGCAGGUUUGAAUCUGUUUGGUUGAUGCCCAUCUCCCCAAUGAUAAUGUCUUGAUGUUUGAGUUGAUCCAUCCUUUUUUUGGAAUAAUAGUACAGUAAACACCCGCAUAUAAAAACAAAUGGAUUGAGAACAUCAGGCUGAAAUUUGGUUCAUAAAGCACCAUAUAAGUAAGAACCAGUCAGCCUGAUAAAUAAAACAUGUGCUUAUAUAAUAAGGGAGAGGAUGUCAGAAUAAGAAAGCAAUGUAACUGUAUGGUUGGUGCUAGACAAUUACAAAACUAUAACAGAUUUCUUGGCUGAAGAGUCAAUGGUGGCCCCGGUUGAGUUAAUAGUAUGACUGUAAGAAAUAUUUUGAAAAUGUUGAAACUGUUACAUUUCUACUCGUAAACGUUAACGAGUUUACUACAUGACAGAUUUUUAUUUUAUUUAUUGAUCUACUGAUUUGUUUACUUACUUAUUUUGUCAUUGGUAUUAAAGAUUAAACUAUGCUAACUAAACCUCUGGUAACAUGUUAAGUGUAGUAUUUCUGACAAACUUAUUAAGAACAUCUUCAGGCUGAUUUCUUACUAACCACGUGAUAAAGAAGAACUACACCAGCCUGAACCUCGAAAUCAUGUGUUCUUAUGUGCGGGUGUUUACUGUAUCGGAUGAAUAAUUUACAGUCUUAUUGUGUCCUGUUAUAGGUCCCUGAUCCAAAAAAGGAAGGUGUCAGUGAAGUGACAUCAUCAGAGCCUGAACAUGAGAUAAUGAUUGAUACUACUUCACCUCCUGACGAGAUCACAAAGCGCGCUGAAGAGUUGAUAAAGUAUGUAAAAGGUGAAAAACGAGCAAAAGUUGUCACCAAAAAAUCCGUUAGUAGUAUUGAUCUGUGGGAUUUUGCUGGACAACAGCUGUACUAUGCAUCUCAUCCUGUAUUUUUAACAUCACGUGCAAUAUAUAUAUUGGUGUGCAACCUCAGCAAAUCAUUGCAUGACACUGCCCAGCCCUGUGUGAGGCAAGGAAAUCAUAAUUUCACGUUGGACAAUCCAAAUGGGGAAACAAAUUUGGAGAACCUGCUAUCUUGGCUGUCCACAGUGCAUAGCAUCACACAGAUGCGAAGACAAACUCGUGACGAUGCAGAAGGAAAGCUGCCUCAUCUGCGUCCCCCUGUGAUCAUUGUAGGCACCCAUGCAGACAAACCGUUUGAAGACAUUGCAACAAUGAAGAGAACAAUACAGAAGGCAAUUGCUGGUAAGGACUAUGAAGGACAUGUAGUGCGGCCUAUCUUCUCCAUUGACAACUCUGCAAAAUUAAUUCAGAGAAGGUUGGAAAAGGUUUUUAGAAAAGAUAAAAACAUUGAUGACAUCCAAGAGCUAAAAGACAAAAUCAUGGAAGUGUUGAGACAGGAGCCAUACAUGAAGGAAAGGAUACCUGUGAGGUAAAUAAAGUGAAUAAUAGAACACAGAUGUCUUUUGACGAGAAUUUCCAUGUUAAUUAAGGGUUGCGGUUUGAAAGCAUGAAAACUACAGUGGACAUAUGUACAUAUACACUGUGGGCCUUUGUCCAGUCCAUAUAGCAUUUUGCUUGCAUAUCCAAAGAGGUCUAUGUUUUACCAGUAAAUAGUUGGCUACAUGGGGAUAAAAAAUCCUAGUAUACGAUACCUAAAGGCUGCCGGCACAUCGUAAGUCAGUCACUUAGGUUGAAGGGCAGUCUAGAGACUGUCAGUAAUAGGAAAAAAUAAACACGUGAAUACUGAAACAAGCGAACGCAGAAAUAUUACAUAAGUCACUCAAAAACGUCUUUCUUUACGCUUCCUAAUAUGUGAUGCAGGCCCUCUCUUUUAACAUGUAAUUUAUUCCAAUGCAUUAGUUUACCUAAGAACAAAGGCAAAUUAAAUUUAAACCAAAGAUAAAUAUAAACCACAGAGUCACCCUAUAUCACAACGUUGCUUUACCUUGAAGGAAAUCGGCAAAGGAAGGGUUUGAUGGGAGGUGGCUUUCCAGAACAUUUUUAAAUAGAGUCUAUUUAAUAGAGUUGUUAUUCUGAAUAAUAAUUUGGGUAAUAAGCAGCCAUGGGCGCUGAUCAUUUAUAAUAAUCAUCAUAAUAAUUUAUUAUUCAGUUUGUAAGGUGCAAAAUAAUAUUUAAAUAUGAUCUUUCGGGGGUCGUUACUAUGGCGGAGCCAAAAGCGUGAUAUAGAAAACUGUUAGAGACAACAUUUUAUUUCCAAACAAAAGGGCGAAAAGUCGCUAAAAAAUAAAAAUCGUCAAGUUUCUCCUCGCUGUUAUGUGGGUGGCUUCUUCUUGUGUGAACCGUUUUCAAGAUGUAAUAGAAAAAGGAAUCGGGGGGAGAUUGGGGUGAAGUGGGGUUGCUAUUUUUGGGAUUCCUUAGCAUUAAUUAUCAUUUUUUUUAGCGGUACCUUCGGGACUUAUAAGUGGCCACAUUUUGUGACGUUACAUUCGGGGUCCGUUACUUUUUCGGGAAUUUUACUUAAGGUGGCCACAAUAAAUUAUGUGAGCUCUUAUUACUAAAUGGUUGCCACUUAACACGUCAGGACUUGUAGAAUUUAUAUUUGAACCUCUGCACAACGGCCACCUUGGGGACAGAAGAUAGUGGCCAUUGUAGAGAGGUUUAAACAUGAGUCACUGUAUGGACUGUCCGCCAAACAAAAAUGACCAUUGUAGAGAGGUGGCCGUUAGUGGAGGUUCGACUGUAGUUAGCUUCUGUGAUUGUGUUAUAUCUACAUGGUUUAGAUUACGUGCAAAACUUCUGCACAUGAAUCGCUUCAAGCCACAAGAACUGCCCGAUGACACGAAUACUUUCCUUCAUCUUUUUAUAAUCCAGGUGGCUGAACUUUGAGAAGGUCCUCAAUGCUUUGCUGGCCAAGAAAGUUUACCAUUUGCUCUUAAGCGAACUUCAAACCUAUGUGAGGGACAACUGCUUUAUAAAUGACGAGGAAGAGUUCACUACCAUGGUGGAUUUCUACCAUGACCUGGGUAUAAUUAUCAAGCAUUGCAGCACAGUCAUUGUGAGCGCUGAGUGGUUAAUAGACCUAUUCAAGCAGCUGAUAACCAUUCCACCAUUUGAUGAAACGGUAAGGUCCGAAAUACGUUCGUUAGGUGUUUUCAAACUAUUGCAGCAGCUUUCUCUUCUAGCUCUUUUUAUUUAUUUAUUUAUUUAUUUAUUUAUUUAUUUGACACACAAUAGUAAAAAUACAACAACAAAAAUGUAAGAUAAGUAGCAAAAGAGACGUGGCGAGGAGACCUAAGAGAAACUACAAAAAGCCUCCUCGAAUUACGGGCUUUUUUAUAAUUUCGUUGUCAAGUGAACUAAAAAACUUUCGAUCUUGAAAAAAGGAAAUUUCUUAGUGUUUGUUCAACAAUAGGGUAGACGGUACGAUUGACCUGCACCCAUCCAAACCUCUUAUUUCAUUGGUCCCUAUAACCUGCACUACCUAUUGUUUUUAGGGAUAGUUGCAUUGUUAUGUCACCAUCCUUUUUUCCUUUUUUUUGUUUUCCAGCCAAUCACAAACCUUGUUUGUAAUAGGUGCAGGUCGGCCUAGGAAUGUCUAGUAUUGUUACAAGACUGGUAUUGAUAUUGUUUAGGAAAAGUUGGUAUGUAACAUGAAUACAUUGGUGUCGUCGGCAAACAAGAUAUAAAAUUUAAUAAACUAGAAGCAUUGUUAAGACAACAAAAAACUUUUUAACGAACGAUGGCCAUUUAAUUCAAUAUAUUGCAUUCUGCUUGCAAAACUACUUCUUAUUCAGUCCAGUUCUAAACCACGAAUACCUCAGAUGUUCGAGUUUAUCAAAAAUAUUGGCAUAAUUACGGCGUCAACUGCUUUUGAGAGGUCAAGAAAAAUACAGACGUCACUUGAAAAACCUUUUAAUCUCUCUACAUUUUAUUUCUCAGGAACCUAAGGUUUCCAAACUCUGGCAGGAAGUUAAAGAAAGUGGAGUCCUCAGCAUGGAACUGCUUCAUCAUGUGUUUUCUAAGUUUCUUCUGAAGGGCGCUGCAAAGGAUGACAUUCUGGACCUGAUGGAACAAUUUGGUUUGAUUGCAAAGUUUUCACCUUCUAAAACUGAUGAAAAGUAUUUUGUGCCAUGCCAGCUCAGAAUGCCACCUGAUUCCAUUUGUGCCAUGGUACCCUCAAGCUCAGAUCCUUGUCCUCUUUAUGUUUACUUUGUUACUGGUUCUGUUCCUCAUGGCCUGUUCACACGGCUUGUUUCUCGCCUUGUCCGGUGGUCUUCUGAGGCUGGUCCAGCUCAGCCCCCUACCCUAUAUCAAAAUGGAGCAUGGUUCGUCAUUGGGAGGAAAAUUGUCCAUGAUUUAAUUCUUAUUUGUAAGAAGCAGUUCAUAAAGUUUUUCGUCAAGCAAAAAAUCCAGCGUCAGAAGAUUUCAAUAGAGUACACAAGCGGGGUAGCGGUGCAGGUGCGUGAGUUUGUGGAGGCAACUUUACAAACCUUGUCACAUGAUCUUCUGUAUUUGCGUGGAGUGCAGUACGAGAUUCGGGUGGCCUGCCCAUACUGUCAGCUGGAAAAGUGCUCAGGCCAUAAUCAGAUGGGUUGUACUCAUGACGGCUGUCUUCACCUCCUGGAGUUAAAACAAGGUGACCCACUGAUUUGCAAAAAGAAACCUUCAGAGGAGUUACUUACGGUCAGAGGGCAGGAAAAGUGGUUUUCACAGGUGCCAAGUGAGGUAGGUGGUAAUAAAAUUCAGUCUCUAGUAAAUAAUGCUGUUAGGGUAGUGCUUCAUUUUUAUAAACUAAAGGAGAAUCAUACUAUAGGGGAAGUUAGAUACCCUCAAGUAUUAUGUUAUUAAAUGUGUAGUCGUCUAUCAAUUUUUUAAGUUCCAACAUAAUCUUUUCAUGUAAAUUAAAAGAUUACAGGAUGAUGUAUAGUGUAUACCUCUUAUGUGGUCUAGCACAUGAAUCUCCGUAGGAAAAAGAGGAGAGCGGAAAUGACUAGAAGAAAUAAAGUAAAAUUAAGUGAGUUCAUAAGGUCAAUUGGUACCAUAUAAUGACGCAAAUGCUGAUACUAGAAGCUCUUAACAUUUGGCUUUGACGAAUAACAAUGAUAAUUAUCAAUGAUCCUCUCCCCCUGUGGGGCUAUCCAGAGAUAAUGAAACAAAUAAUUUAAAUGAAACAUAACAUGGUUAAAAAUCCCAACCGGUUGGAGACAAACUAGUUGUCUAUUUACAAGCGUGACCGAGGAUUUGAACUCGGGACUGCUAAGAACAAAUCCAGCAAGCGGUCAGGGCGGGACUUAGUUAAACUCGGAGCGUCCGAAUUACACUCAACUCCCUUUUAUAGCGGACACUGUAGGGACCUCGAAUUCGUGUCCUGAUUAGAGAGAGUCCAUAAUAUCAGGAGUUUAUUUCAGUCAAACGUCUGUAAUUUGUUUUUGCUGGGGAUUUAGCUGCUGUCCAUUUUAUCGGGGUGUCAGUUAUAGCGGUGUGUCCGCAAGGCGAGAGUUGACUGUAGAAGUCCACCCCCUAACCAAUCGAUCACCCGCCUUCUCUUCUUAACAAUGGUUAGUUUUCAAGCUUCAGCCUUUGAAUCUCGACACAGGUGGAAAUUGGCCUCAUCGACUUUGUUCUUCAAUGAAUUUGUGUAUCGUACAGUGCCUGUAGUACUCUUAAUCUUGUGCGUGCAUUGCUUUGCUGUCAAACCUUCGUAUCAUCAUUGUCAUUUUAUGCAGCAGAAGCUUUCACAUUUAACAUGACUUAUGUACUGGUUCUUUUUAAAGACACAAUUAUUGGCCUGCUGGCAUAGGAGUUGGUAUUUAUGAUUUCGUUUAAUCUUAGGUCGCGUUUUUUUCUUAACAUGCUUUUUCUUAGCUAUUUUUGGCAUCUUUAAUUUGUUGAUAUCAUGUUGUGCAUCAUGUUUAAAUCAAAAUGUCAAUUGUAGGCACCCAGACAGAAUUGUUAUUCACCAUUUCCACAUAGGUCAUAAUACACCUUGUUCCGCACCCCCCCCCCCCCCCCCCCCCUACAAAAAAAAUUGCAUAACCAUUGUCGUCGAUCUCUCUUGGGACGACUGUUAAUGCCCAGGAGAAAUUGGACACAAAAGUUAUGCAAAGUUUUUUGAGGGGGGUGAGGGGGGGGGAGGUAAACAGGAUGCAUUAUCGUCUAUGUAAAAAUAGUCAAUUCUAAAAUGCGCGUUUUGUUUCCCUAACAGGAAGUGCAUACUCCAUCACCUGAUACUGCACAAAGUCACCCAGGUCGUUCAAUCCUGAAAGUUGCUCUUCUGGCUAAUGAAUGGGGGUCAUCUAAGGGUGGGUUGUCAACAAUAAACAGAACACUUGCCAUACAUUUGGCAAAACACGCAAACGUAGAAGUUACAAUUCUUGUACCUGAAUCUGAGUGUGACGAAGAAGACAAGAGAACUGCCAGAACUUACAACAUUGCCAUUAAGGAAGUACAGCGUCGCCCUGCCUUCAAUGAUCCUCUUGAUUGGUUGAGCUUUCCACCAAAGGACCUUGACAUUCAAGUUGUGAUUGGUCAUGGUGCAAAGGUCGGUAGACAAGCGCAAAUUAUCAGAGAGUCUCAUUCCUGCAAGUGGAUGCAAUUUGUGCACACUGAACCUGAAGAGCUGGCAAUGCAUAAGAACUAUGCUAACGCCAUUGCCAAAGGGGAAGGAAAGAACAGAGCUGAAGUUGAGUUGUGCCAAAUUGCAGAUCUCGUUGUGGCAGUUGGACCCAAGCUGAAGGAAGCGUUCUCGUCCAAACUGCGUUCAUCUCAUCGAGAUGUCUUUCAAUUAAUACCAGGUUCCUUUGCAGAGUUUUCAGAUACUAAACCUGCUACACAAGAUAGUGUGAAAUUCAGAGUGUUAACCUUUGGCCGUGGGGAUUAUGAGGACUUCAGUCUCAAAGGAUAUGACAUUGCUGCUAAAGCCAUUGUUGAGCUUCAGGAUAGUUCUUACCGUCUGCUUUUUGUUGGUGCUCCUGAUGGAAAGCAGGAUGAAGUGGCAGAAAUCUUACUUCAGACUGGCAUUUCAAAGAACCAGCUGACUGUCAGAUCAUUUGUACAAAGCAAGGAAAGAUUGAAAGAGUUGUUUUGCGAAGUCGAUGUGGCCAUCAUGCCUUCAAGAACUGAAGGAUUUGGGUUGACAGCACUGGAAGCGAUGUCAGCUGGUCUUCCCAUUCUGGUUAGUGGAAACUCCGGAUUUGGAGAAACACUGCGUGGUCUUACUGAGGGCAAGUCACUUGUGAUCGAUUCUGAUGACCCCAAGGAAUGGGCAAAGGCAAUUGGUGCCAUCCGUCGAAAACCUUGGAUACAGCGGCUGGAGGAAAUCCGAGGAGUGCGAGAAGUUUAUGAAGAGAAGUUCAGUUGGAAACAACAGUGCCAGCUGCUUGUUGAAAAGAUGUGGAAGAUGGUUUAUGGUAAGUAAUCAAAGUUAUCUUAAAUUAACUAAUGAAUUUUAAUUAAUAAUUAAACUGUGUAGUGUGCAAAUUCAUACUGUCAUGUUUGGACUGACUGGCCGGCACCAAAUGGCAACACACCAGCUCACUUGAAAUGUCAUCUCAAGGUACUUGGUGGUCGGCUGCUAGGCCAGUCACUUAUUUGAAGUUCUACGGCGUUACCAUCGUUAUAUUACUCCUGUGUGGGUGUACGACUUGAGAGGUCUCCUGCUGUUACAUAAAAAAGAAACAAGAAAUAUCUCGAUUCACCUUAGGCAACCGAUAUCAAGACAAAGUCACCACUGAGCUUGCGUUCCUCAUGGGUUAGGCAACUUACAGUUACACUUUCGUCAAGGCAUCAUCAAACUGAACUGGUCUAAUAUACAAAUACUUAUUGUUCUGUGGAUUUUGCCUAUGAGAACAUUAAAAUAUAAAGAUUACAUUAUACAUCUAUUCAUAACUCGGGAAAACUUAUUUGUUGCCAAAACAGUUGGUAUUAAAUCGACGUCAAGACUUCGUGUUGCCUCGUCUAUGUAGUGCCGUGAACAUUGGCAUGCUGUUAACUUAAGGUGCGUUUCCUAUUGCGUCACACAUUUGGUAGAAUAGGUUCGUGUUAGUGAAAUUAACUUCGUCUGUAAAAAUCCGUUGGUUAAACAAGUAAAAAGUGUCCGUUAUUAUCGAAUUAAAUAAAGAGACACUGUCAGGGGUUUCCCUAGGGACAAAGGAUACAACCCAUAAUAAUGAGGUGUCUGUAAAGUGGGUUUCGACUGUAAUUCGUUACCUGUUUGAACAGUGCACGCGUUACUCCAAUGUCAAGUUUAUUUUUAUAGAAGAGUGACUUCAUUUUUACUGUCUAUUUUUGUAGAAGAGUGACAUCAUUUUACCCUGAUUUUUACUUUACACCAAAGUAAUUGAAAGGAAAUGAUCCUUCCAUGAUAUUGUUGUUGUAUCGGAAACGUGAUAAGGUGGCUUUAAACCUGAGUGACACCCUCUGGUAUUUGUAAGCACCACACCUCUUCACAGGGAAUAAUUUUGUACUUUUGUUACUUACAGGUGACUUUACAUUCCACCCACUUCGGCAAAUCCAGUUAGACGCACGCAGUGAGACCAGCCAAACUGAACUGUCACUGAAUUUAAAGAGGACUGCUCAAGAGAAAGGCUUUGUGAUUUCUGACAAUCAAGGAGAGGGCAACUGCAUGUUUUUUGCUCUUUCAGAACAGCUUGAUGUCGUAAAAGGAAUGAGGAUGUCUCAUGAAGAGAUACGGCGAACUGUGGUCCAUUAUCUUAUGGACCACCCUACGCUGGUAAGUUAAAUCAUAGCACUAACUUAGCUUUGUUAACGGUAUUUUACAACUUACAUGAACACCAUCAGGGGCACCCAACGUCAAUUUUCGGAAAAUAUCUGUUCGGAAUAUGAUUUGAGAUCUAGAAUUUUCGGAACAUUUUUUGUAAAAUUUCUUGCUUGCCUGGCUCUCCUAGGAUUUUCGAACAUCUAAAAAAUGGUCUAAUUGCCCCUUUUUAACGGAUUUUUAUCCUAAAAAGGUCACCUAGACGCUUUUUUUCUGGCUGAACUUUUCGAAAAGGUAAGUUUUGAUCCCGAUAAUUUUCGGAUCACUAGACUUUCAGCUGGGAAAUCCAAACAGAUGAAAAAUUUUUAGGGGAUAAAAAUAUGCCCAUAUCUAUCGUUUAAUUACUAAAAUACCUUCAACAGUGCUAUAAGUAGUUUUAAACUAUAUUCUCGUUGGGUGCCCGCCCCUGCACCAUGACAUUGUGAGCCGAUGUUGUGACUGUUGUAACUGCCCCCUCCCUGUUACAACAUUGAUAUGAGGUAGUGUGAUCAAAAUGAAGUGUUGAAGUUUUAUUGUCACAUCAUCGUCAGUAACACUUUUCUUUUGUUCUGGAGAUGUAAACGCUUUUUCAACAACUCUCACAGCAAAUAUAAUUGUACUCUUGCAUCCUUUAUUGAAAUUUUUUUUGUUUGUUUGAUCCGCAUAAUUAUUUAUGAGAAUUUUGUGGCUUUUAGAACGAUACUAAUGUUCUGUAUGACACAAGAGUAGAACGAAGAAACAAUUUGACCCAGACAGGAUUCGAGCGCGUGUCCCACAAUAUUGAAUGAUUUCUUAUGCAUCCUGUUUUAUGACAAUGGAAAAUGAAUCAUCUUUCAGCCUCACCAUUUUUCCACCAAUUUUGACAGUUAUUUGUAAAAAUAAGCAUUUGAAUGUUCUUGUUUGGAAUUGGUCUUGCUGUUCAUCUGAGAACAGCGGAAUUCAAUUUCAGAUUGGGCUUCCGUGCUUCAUGAACUCCAGUAGAGGUCAUAGACUAUAUUGAAAAUGGUGGCAAAUAAAGUCAUUUCUUGUCUGCAUGAUAUUUACCCCUCAAUGCCUCGUUUCAAGGUACAAUUUGGCGAAAAUAGAUCCAAUUAACAUAAAAAGUAAACAAUUAUAUUGCCCGCAUUUUGGAAUAAUAUGUAUAGUUUGGUGAAGAACACAAAAUAUUCUUUCCGGAAACAAAAUAGAAAUAGACUCAGAGUCGAAGUUUUACUGACAUCAUGUUCCCCAGGACGAAAUCGGGCAAAACAUGGAGACUCGAGAGAGAUCAAAACUAAGACUUCGUUUACACGGGUCGGGACGAAUUCUUCUACAGAUUGCAGUACUUUUCGCAUGAGUCCACAGAAAUUUUUGCGCAGUUUCAGCACUGGAAUGGCUUUUUUGAAUCUCCUCAGCGUUGCAUUCAACCAAUCAUUUUACACUGAGUCCAGAUUGCGGUUUACGCAACAGGACGGUAGAAAGAGGAGGACAGCAAAACGCUUGUGUGGCAAAGGUGACAGGACUAUGUGUUGUCGUAAUCUUCACUAAAUAUCAAUGUUUUUCGGUCUUUUGCAAAAAGAUCUGUUUAAAGGAAGAUGAAGUUUGAGGCAAUUUUUUUUCAAACAAAAUUAUUGUCACGCUUGUCAGACAAGGUUUGUCGUCUUCCUUGCUCGCCCGCCCUGUUGCGUGUUCACAUACUAAAAUGGCUGCAACAGUAAAAAAUUUAACUUUUACAGACGAAGAAUUGCCACUCCACGUCCUUGUGGGCUAUAAACAGAAAAUGAAGGCGAAAGCGUUGAUUGGGAGACAGUAAAAGCAAAGUGGGAUGAGCUCAACAAAAAGUUUAUCGAAAAAUAUCACAAAAACUUUCAGGAAGAGUUUCUGCAAGGAGUCUGCAAACAACAGGAACAACAACAUUUCUGACUUAUCUUGAGCUCUUUCUGUAAUCAAGGCCGCAAAUCGGCAGAUCAACUUACGUCACUUAUCAAAGGCGCAUAACUAGGCUCCAGGUUUUUACCGCACAAACUGUGCAAAAACUUGCACGGUUAACAAGAGCCCGCGUAAAAGUGGAACCGUUCGGUCAUCAAUUUUGACUUUCUUCUGAUCAGGUCAAAAACUUGCACACGUUGCCGUUCAAAAACUUUCACGGUUCCGCGGUUCCCGUGUAAACAAAAGACGAUCCGUGUAAAGUUUUGUUUUUUCAAAAAUUAGUCCAGCCCCGUCAGUAAACGGAGCCUAACUGUUGAGGCACCUGAAAAAAAAUGUGCUUUGUUUUAGUGACAAGAACAUAAGGAAACAAGCGACUACUUUGACACAUUUAUCCAGCGUGGUAAAUGAAUUGCAUGAUACUACUAUACAUGCGACUUUACAGUGUGUGUUGUAAUUCUUUCCCCAAUAAACGUCACAUUUUUAAUGGCACUACAUAAAGAAGCAGAGUUAAUAACUACACUUUAUUUUGUGUCUUGCAGCCAGAUGGGACAGAGCUUUUCCAAUUUGUUGAUGGAUAUUCAUCUUGGGAAGCUUACCUUACAAGCAUGAUGACAAAUGGUACAUGGGGUGAUCACAUGAUACUCCAUGGUGCGGCAAACUGCUUUGAAACAUGCAUUCACGUAAUCAGCAGUCUUUCGCAUCAUAAUGAGGUAAUGAUUUGCCCAGAGUAUGAUGAUACUGGUAACAACCGGCUUGUGCUGGGUCACGUGCAUGAGCUUCAUUACGUUAGCCUUCGUCCGGUUUGA
Porites lobata is the source of this 19045-nucleotide messenger RNA. The record is from the annotation of a GenBank genome assembly. Lineage: Eukaryota; Metazoa; Cnidaria; Anthozoa; Scleractinia; Poritidae.